Molecule: messenger RNA, 1649 nt
Organism: Nyctereutes procyonoides (raccoon dog)
Lineage: Eukaryota; Metazoa; Chordata; Mammalia; Carnivora; Canidae
Gene: ABHD14B
Product: abhydrolase domain containing 14B
Exons: 4
Coding region: 149-781 (210 amino acids)
Cellular component (GO): cytoplasm
Source: RefSeq, a predicted model, not a curated record
CGCCGCGCGGCACGGCCCGGUCCCCGCCUCCGCCCGGCCGCUGCCCCGCUUCCCUGCCCCGGGCCCCAGUCGCCGCCAGAACUCGCCUGCCUCUUAUCCGCGCGAGCCUACGCAGCUCCCCAGGUGCUUCACCAGGACAGCGGCAGGGAUGGCGGGUGUGGAGCAGCAGGAGGGCACCAUCCAGGUACAGGGCCAGAGCCUCUUCUUCCGAGAGAGUCGCCCAGGCGGCGGGCAGGCUGCCAGCUUCUCAGUUCUGCUGUUGCAUGGCAUCCGCUUCUCCUCCGAGACCUGGCAGAAACUGGGCACGCUGCACAAGCUGGCUCAGGCUGGCUACCGGGCUGUGGCCAUUGACCUGCCAGGUCUGGGGCGCUCCAAGGAAGCAGUGGCCCCUGCCCCUAUCGGGGAAUUGGUCCCCAGCAGCUUCCUGGCAGCAGUGGUGGAUGCCUUGGACCUGGGCUCUCCAGUUGUGAUCAGCCCAUCGUUGAGUGGCAUGUACUCCCUGUCCUUCCUCACGGCCCCUGGCUCCCAGCUCCGGGGCUAUGUGCCAGUGGCCCCCAUCUGCACUGACAAAAUCAAUGCUGCGGAUUAUGCCAGUGUGAAGACUUCAACUCUUAUAGUAUAUGGAGACCAAGACCCCAUGGGUCUGACCAGCUUUGAGCACCUGAAGCAGCUGCCCAACCACCGGGUGUUCGUCAUGGAGGGGGCAGGGCACCCCUGUUACCUUGACAAACCUGAGGAGUGGCACACGGGGCUGCUGGAUUUCCUGCAGGGGCUAGCAUGAGACCCAGCCCUGCUGUCUCUGUGGGGGGUGGCUGCUGGCCUGCCUUGGACUCUCUCUGUUGCCUACCCCCUCCAUGGGUUCCUGUUCAUCAUAUACACGCAACAGGUGUGUCUCUGUCUAUCUGGAUUCUUGUCUCUAGGGUCUGCCUUUUCCUCUUUCUCUUGCAGUGACAGACUAAGGAGGUGAAAUCAAGAGGAAAAACCUCAGGAAUCAAGAGACGUAAUCUGGUGGAGGGUAAUCUGUUAGAUGGACUUCUCCUGUAGGCUUUCCUGUUCACUCACACCCCUUCCUCUGCCCUGUGCAGCCUCCCCAUCCUGCCUCUAACCUCUUCCUUCGGUUGCCCUACAGGGCAUUCACAUCCCCUACUCCUGCCUCUUAGACCACAGAUACCUCCAUGCCCACAUCCAUGCUUAUGCAUUUAGAGCCAUCCAUGUUCCCAGAUAUGACCCUUCACUUGGGAGCAACCACCUACGUUACGUACAGGCAACUUGACGGACAUGCACAGUCACCAGCAGGUUUGCAGUGCGUGCACUCACACACAUGCAUUCUUGUGGUUCAUUUGCAUGGGCACAUGCACCCUCCCAACCAUGCAGAACCCUACCGUCCAGGAAGGUGGGGACCCUAUGGGAGCCAGCCCUAAACUCCAUUCACAGGUUGCAGCUGGCCCCAGACUAGAAUUGCCUCCCAGAAGGUGAGGGCCAUCCCUUGGAACCUCUGAUCUCCUUGCUUUUCCCCCUCUUUCCGGAUGCUCCCUGGGUUAUUAGGCCUGGACCUGCUCAGCCAAGCUUGUUUCCUGCUCUGAGGUUUGGGGGCUGGGGAGACGGAGAGCGGAGAGUGGAGGUCGGUGAAAUAAAGUGAUGCAAUUAGA